Molecule: messenger RNA, 1589 nt
Organism: Carassius carassius (crucian carp)
Lineage: Eukaryota; Metazoa; Chordata; Actinopteri; Cypriniformes; Cyprinidae
Product: transmembrane O-methyltransferase homolog
Exons: 3
Coding region: 135-1049 (304 amino acids)
Biological process (GO): dopamine metabolic process; developmental process; catecholamine catabolic process
Molecular function (GO): catechol O-methyltransferase activity
Source: RefSeq, a predicted model, not a curated record
CAUCAUUUUUCUUAUCUAGUAAAUGCAUUUUAAUUUGAUGAUUUUUUGAUAUUUUGACAAGAAAUGAAACAAAAGUGCUGAAUAAGACAAGCCGUUUUUGGCAGUGCAUGUCUAUGCAUUAAUCGGACCUGGAUAUGUGGUUUCUAACAUGUGCUGUUGCUAAAGUGUUCAGAUUGAUUUUAAUUUGUAGUUGUUGUGCGUUUGCAAGGGUGUGCUUGGUAGGUUUGUACUGUCUGAAGUGUCUCUGUGUUCUCAGGUCAAAGCUGAAGAUGGUUUCUCCUGCGAUCGCGUUGGCUUUUCUUCCACUCUUGCUCACACUGAUUAUCCGUUACCGAUAUUAUUUCGUGCUGCUGUAUCGGGCUGUUCUUAUCCGCUGGGUGCGGGACUGUCUGACGGGCCUCAGUCGAGAGGAGCGGGCGUUUCACUACAUCCUGACCCACGCCACACCCGGAGACGCCCAGAGCAUCCUGGACACAUUCGACCAGUGGUGCAGCAAAGUGGAGUUCAUCAGCAACAUCGGACCCAAGAAAGGUAAGAUUCUGGACCGGCUGCUGCAGGAACACUGUCCCAUCACUGUGCUGGAACUGGGCACUCACUGCGGCUACAGCACGGUCCGCAUCGCCCGCUCACUGCCCAUCGGUGCACGCAUUUACUCCGUCGAGAUGGACGAGAGAAAUGCUCAAGUGGCUGAGAAAAUCAUCCGGCUGGCAGGUUUUGAUGAGGACAUGGUGGAGCUGAUCGUGCGUCCGUCGGAUGAGGUGAUCCCGCGUCUGCGUGAGGAUUUCGGCGUGGAGCGUCUGGAUCUGGUCUUCAUGGAUCACUGGAAGCGCUGUUACCUGCCGGACCUGCAGCUUCUGGAGGGCAGCGGUCUGCUCGGUGAGGGCUCCAUCAUUCUGGCAGAUAACGUCAUCUUCCCCGGAGCGCCCAACUUCCUGCGACACGUGCGCUGCUCGGGCCUGUACGAGGUCAGAGUUCACCGUGCCACGCUGGAGUACAUCCGUGGCAUCCGUGACGGCAUGGCUGAGCUCACCUUCCUCGGGAUCAAGUAAAACACGCUUACAGGAUGUUAAAGUGACAUUCAGAACAGUUCGUGUCACAGCUUUCGUUUAUUUGAUGCUCGUUCACUAGCGUCAAUCAUCAGGCGAGUAGCAACAUUCCCAUUUAUGCUUUUAUCAUAAGUGACUUGCGUUGCAUUCAAUGCACACAUUAACAUUUAAGCGUUCCUUGCUUUUCCUGGGAAUCAAACCCAUGACCUAGGCGUUUGUAGUGACAAGAUUUACGUUUGAGCUACAGGAAAUACAUUGAACACUUAUUAAGUUUAAGGAUUUGGGACUUAAUUAAAGCUGGCAUGAAAUAAAAAUUUUAUUAUGAAAAAAAUUCUUCUGUGCAUACUUUUUUUAAGCUCAUGUUUUAUCAAAAUGUAAUAACUGGACCUUCUGGUCAAAACUUAGUAGUGUAAAUUAUUUUCAGAAAUAAAUUUCCACUAGACAGAAAAACUAUUUACUCUGGUUAAUAGUAACAAUUAAAACAUAAGUACUUUUAUCCCUUAGGCCUACAACGUCUUUUCAUUCAUGUUUCUUUCUUUAUGA